AUGGCAGAUGCAAUGCCUAAUGUUCCACCUCGAGGGCCUUGUGUCAAUAGCCCUCGUUUGAAUGCUCAAUUUGCUCGUGAUAAAAACAAUGGAAGGAAUUUUGAGAUGAAAACGGGGUUACUUCAAUUGCUUUAUCAAAAUCCUUUCACGGGAUUAGAUCACGAGGAUCCCUUUACUCAUCUCACGAAGUUCUAUGAGAUAGCCAGAACCAUUAGUGCUCCGGCGGCCGAAGAAGAACAGAAUGAGUUAGAGGAGAAAUUUCUUGAUAGGCUCUUUCCACACAAUAGGUUCAUGGAAGCGAAAACUUCCAUUUCGGUGUUCUCACAAGGUCAUAAUGAAGCUCUCAAUGAAGCAUGGGAGAGGUUCAAAUCUAUGGUUCAAAAAUGCAAAGGGCAUGGAUUUGAUGAAUUGACUCAAAUCCAUAUCUUUAGAAAUGGACUUCAACCACAACCGAAAACACUUUUAGAUGCUACCACGAUUGGGUCUUUGAUGUCAAAAAGUGUUGAAGAAGCAAUUGCUAUCAUAGAUAGAAUGGCCUUGAAUGAUCAUCAAGGGAAAUACAACCGUAGUACAUCGCAAAGAAAGCCGGGAGUUCUUGAGUUGAGUACGAGUGAUGCAAUACUUUCUCAAAACAAGUUAUUGACACAGCAAGUAGAAUUGCUUACUCAACAAAUGACGAAACUCCAUCAACAACUCAAAGAGAUACAUGGAAUCCCUACCAAAAAUCAACAAUGCUUGAUAAAUCUUGAGGCAUGUGAUGAAAUAAAUCCAUUUGAAGCUCAAAUUGAAGAAUUGAAAGAUGAGCCUGAAGUUGAAGAACCAAAGGUGGAACUGAAAGUGUUACCGUCUCACUUGAAGUAUGUGUUUCUUGAGAAGAAUGAAAAUAAGCCGGUUAUCAUUGGCAACGCCCUUUCUAAGGGUGAAGAAGAAAAAUUACUUAUGGUCUUAGAAAGAAAUCAAAAAGCAAUGGGAUGGACAAUUUCCGAUCUCAAAGGAAUUAGUCCCUCCUUUGUAUGCAUAAGAUUUUGA
Molecule: messenger RNA, 1029 nt
Organism: Vicia villosa (hairy vetch)
Lineage: Eukaryota; Viridiplantae; Streptophyta; Magnoliopsida; Fabales; Fabaceae
Exons: 3
Coding region: 1-1029 (342 amino acids)
Source: RefSeq, a predicted model, not a curated record